CUCGCGGCGCCUGCGCGCCGAAAAGCUCUGUAGCCCGCAGUCAGUCCCGCGAGAGAGAGAGAGAGAGAGAGAGAGAGAGAGAGAGAGCGAAAUGGAGUGCAGCGAAUAACUGCGUGCGAUAUCCCUUAAUCCGAGCCUGCUCUCAUCUGCAUACAGCGAAAAGGUCGCGAGGGUGCGAUAGCUCGAGACACAGGUGAAUCGCGAGCGACGAGAUGCCUGAGUUGUUGGUCGCGCUGCUGGCUGUUCUGGGCUCGGCGAGAGCGGCGGCCGUCUACGGCGAGGAGUACGACGCGGCCAGCGGCAACUUCGGCCUGGAGAAUGAACUGGCCUACGAGCGACGCGAGAACGAGGCCAUCGCCAGACUCUACGAGAACGUCCUCGACAUCCUCCAGUGUCGGCUGCCGCACGAGAAGGGCGUCGAUCCGAGGGCCAGCCAGGAGGCCUUCCUGGCGAAGCAGCCCGUUCAGGACGAGAACUGGAAGAGUCCCCAGGGCUUGGGUCAGGUAUCCGGAGUCUCGGUCGAUCCCCAGGGCCGACCGGUCGUCUUCCAUCGAGGCGAUCACAUCUGGGAAUACGACUCGUUCGACGCUUACUACCAGUACACAAAGGCGCUGGACGGGCCCAUCGGCGUUAAUACGGUGUUGACGUUGAAUCCGGAGAGCGGCGAGGUGGAAGACGAAUGGGGCAGCGACGCGUUCUACCUGCCGCACGGCGUGCACGUCGACCCGGCCGGCAACUUCUGGCUCACCGAUGUCGCUCUGCACCAAGUCUUCAAGUUCCCUCGGCGGGAGCGAGGCGAGGUCAACCAACAGCCCGAGCCGAGUUUGGUGCUGGGCGAGCGCUUCGUGCCGGGAGACGACUCGGGACACUUUUGCCAGCCGACGGCCGUCGCGGUGAUGAACAGCGGCGAGAUCGUCGUGGCCGACGGUUACUGCAACGACCGGAUCCUCAUCUUCAACCCGCAAGGCAACGUCAUCGGGCAGCUUCCACCCUACGGCAAUGAAGACUUUCUGAGACUGCGGGUGCCGCACAGCCUGACGAUCCUGAAGCGCGGCGACGUCUGCGUGGCCGACCGUGAGCACCAGCGCAUAGUCUGCUUCAACUUGACGGCAUCUCUGGAACAGCAGCAGCAGCAGCAACAAGCUGCGGACGGAGAGAAGGAGCCGCAGCAAAUGCUCUCUUGGCCGCCGCUGGUUAUCCACCGGCCAGGUGUCUGCCGGAUUUUCGGCGUCACUUCGCACGAUGACAUGCUGUACGCCAUCAACGGACCGACGACACCGAAUAAUCCGGUCAUGGGCUUCACUCUCAAUCCCGAUCGCGGCUCGGUCAUCUCGACCUGGGGACCGACCUACGACUCGUUCAGCAAUCCGCACGAGAUCGCCGCCUGCCCCAACGGCACGGCCCUCUACGUCUCGGAGAUCGGGCCCAACGUCGUCUGGAAGUUCAGGCUGCUAACGAACUGGAAAAUGUAAAUCGGUUCUCCGCAAUGUCUACAAGUAAUACGAUGCAGGAGAGAGAGAAAGAAGGAAAAGAAGAGGAAGAGGCUCAGCCUCGCGAAACCGCGAUAUGGGUAUAAACAUACAACAGAUAUAUGUUCGAAAUUCAAAUGAAACCGCGCGCACUCGAAAUCAGUCGUGCUUGACUUUUUUGUCGUCGCCCCUCCCCCCCCCCGCCUUCUCAUCAUCGGCUCUCUCGAGAUUCAUCAUAAUGCGCCGAGCAAACAGAGAAGCCACUCCGAAGAGUGUAAAUACAAUUACCGCGACGAGUCUAUAGACUCUCGCGCGGCUGUAUUUGCCGAGCGUUAUGAAAACCACGUCUUGUCCUCCGCCGCUGAUUAUGUCGCGUGAUAUUUAUGUAUACGGCUGAUUAACGUCAGGAAGGAUCGUUUUGGAGUGUGUAGUAGUAUUAUUGCGUAUAAUGCCUAUGUAUAGUUGGACCUUUUAGAUUUUAUAAACGUCAAGCGCAGUUCGGCUGCGGGGAAGAUGGGGAUGUAUAAUUUUAUAUGCGGGGGAGUCUGUUGCUUGUAUAUUUUGACGAUUCGAAUAUGAAUGUUUACGAUUAAACCAUCAGAGCUUUCGCGUAAUACCGAUAAUAAUAAUCAACUAUGCUAUGCAAUAUAUCUUCCAGUAAUCGUUUCGGUGUCAUAGCGCUCAAUGUAAUACGCACAGGGGGGAUCCCAAUUCAUCGUUGAUAAAAAAACUGUAAUAUCAAAAAAAAAAAAAAAAAAAAAAAAAAAUUACUUCUCCGUCAAGUUGAAAUCUCUUAAAUACGUAUACGACUUCAUUAUACUGUAUGCUAUCCGAGACGUAGUUUUUAUACUGUGAUAGUACCGAUGCGUUAUUUUGUUAUCAUCUCAUUGAUUUUCCUGUAACAAAUAUACGAGAUUCGAAAAAGCUA
Nasonia vitripennis (jewel wasp) is the source of this 2397-nucleotide messenger RNA. Its product is annotated as peptidyl-alpha-hydroxyglycine alpha-amidating lyase 2. Gene Ontology annotation, cellular component: extracellular region; membrane. Lineage: Eukaryota; Metazoa; Arthropoda; Insecta; Hymenoptera; Pteromalidae. The coding region runs from base 213 to 1472 and encodes 419 amino acids. Gene Ontology annotation, molecular function: protein binding; peptidylglycine monooxygenase activity. The transcript has 7 exons. Gene Ontology annotation, biological process: peptide metabolic process. The record is from RefSeq and is a predicted model, not a curated record.